ACCAUUUCUGUGCAGAGCGAAAGUUUGCUAUGUGAAACUCCGGGAUAGUUUGCUGUAUUUAAUCGGCCAACGAAAAGUCGCCACCGGUGGGAAAGAUGACAUCGUGACGUUUGGGCAGCAGCCUCUCUUAAUGCCCCGGAGUCUCCAUGGAUGACCUGACCAAAGCCCUCUCGGCCAGCUUCGCUGUGUCCAAGGAGCCCAACAGUACUGCCGCCCCCCACCCUCGCCUGGCCCAGUACAAGAGCAAGUACAGCGUGCUCGAGCAGAGCGAGCGACGCCGGCGCUUCCUUGACCUGCAGAAAAGUAAAAGGUUAAACUACGUCAACCAUGCACGGCGUCUGGCUGAUGGGGACUGGACGGGGGCAGACAGCGACGGAGAGGAGGACAUGGAGAAACAAGACGAGGGGGAACGGGAGCAAGAUGGUAACACAGAGGAAGAGGGGAUGGAGGUGGAGAGGAGGAGGCUGCCAAAACAUUAUGCAAACCAGCUCAUGCUGUCAGAAUGGAUGGUGGAUGUGCCAUCAGAACUGGACACAGAUUGGCUGAUGGUGGUCUGUCCUGUGGGGAAAAGAUCCCUUAUUGUUGCCUCCAAGGGCUCCACCGCAGCGUACACUAAAAGCGGCUACUGUGUGAACCGUUUCCCCUCGCUGCUGCCCGGUGGGAACCGUCACAACUCAGCCAUGGGAAAAGACUACACCAUCCUGGACUGCAUUUACAGUGAGGUGGACAGAACGUACUACAUCCUGGAUGUCAUGUGCUGGAGAGGCCACCCGGUCUACGACUGCCCGACCGAGUUCCGUUUCUACUGGCUCCAGUCCAAAGUCCAGGAGGCGGACGGCCUAUCAGAAAUCGCCAAACGCAACCCUUUCCGGUUUGUGAGCCUCCAAAGCACUGACUGCACAGCAGAGUUGAUUCAGAAGGCCCUGGCAGCUGACUACAGCUUCAGCGUGGAUGGUCUCCUCUUCUACCACAGGCAGACCCACUACACCCCCGGCAGCACCCCUCUGGUGGGCUGGCUUCGCCCCUACAUGGUCACCGACAUCCUGGGCAUAGAGGUUCCCGUCGGACCCCUCACCACCAAGCCUGAGUACGCUAGCCACCAGCUGCAGCAGAUCCUGGAACACAAAAAAACAUCGAGUGAAGUCCGUCCGGCCAACAGAAGCGGAGGCUACGAGUUAGAGUAUCUGUCCACCCCGAACCUGGACAGUGGGGACACUCUGAACUUUUUGAAUCAAAAGCCAAUAAGGGAAGCACACAUGGAGCUCUGAGAGGGAGGCUUAACGAGAUGCAAAUUGCUAACUCAGUGUUUUUGAGUGGCGGUGGCCCACAUAUGGUUCUUUAGAAUGCCUGCUGAAUGGUUUUGAGGAUCUGACCAAUUGCAAAGCAUGGCUAAUUCUAAUCCGGCACUGCUCAUGACACCCUCAGAGUGCAGAUUAGUAGAGCUAUGUUAUAUAUGUGUUUUUAUAUGGCUAAAAACUCAAGUCUGCCAUUGACAUCUUUACUUCUACCUGCUGCAGGACUCUGAAACACAGUGUUUAGCCACUAUAACUACUAGUCACAGUCUCUUAUUCAGAUCCCUUUCUUAACACCAUACGUAGUUGCAUACUAUCAAAAAAAAGCAUGAGGUUACUUAUGUGGGAUCAGUUCUUGCACUUGAAAGGUAUCCAACAUAAGAAACAUCUUGGCUGUUUUCAGUUGUUUGCAGGGUUUGUACAACUACCACUGAUGCUCACUCAUCAAAAAACACUGAAUGUCUGAGCAGAUCAUUAGCCUGAGCUGCAGUAAUGGAGAGUUUGUAGGAUGCUGACUGGUCAGACCCUGUGAGUUGUCAUCAGACUGAGCAGCAGCAGCAGCAGUGACACGGACUUUUACAAGUUAAUGGUAAAUUUAAAAUUGUUUUAAAGUGUUUCUAAAUAAAAUGUUUUUUUUAUUGCCCUACA
Messenger RNA from Chelmon rostratus (copperband butterflyfish), 1940 nucleotides. It is a transcript of the gene snupn, whose product is annotated as snurportin 1. Gene Ontology annotation, biological process: protein import into nucleus; snRNA import into nucleus. Gene Ontology annotation, cellular component: cytoplasm; nucleus. Gene Ontology annotation, molecular function: nuclear import signal receptor activity; protein binding. Bases 147 to 1268 code for a protein of 373 amino acids. The transcript has 9 exons. The record is from RefSeq and is a predicted model, not a curated record. Lineage: Eukaryota; Metazoa; Chordata; Actinopteri; Chaetodontiformes; Chaetodontidae.